UUUCGUAAAACGCGCUCUAGUAAAACAACAACGUUCAUAGAUCUCUGAACUACCAAACAGUCCAACACUGACGAAACGAUUGACUACGAGACGAUGGCGUCCAUGCUAGAAAGCAAGGUUGAGGAACGCAAACUCGACAAACCAGUUGACAGGGAAAAGACAUGCCCUUUACUGUUAAGGGUCUUUCUGUCAUCUGGACGUCAUAGUAAUAUUAAUGAAUAUCGUAGAGGUAAUGUUCCAGCUAAUGAACUACAGAUAUAUACUUGGAUGGAUGCUACCCUCAAUGAGAUCUGUUCAUUGGUCCAGGAAGUGAAUUCAGAUGCUAAGAGGAGAGGGACUGUGUUCGAGUUUAGUUUAGUGGUUCCAGAACUGUCAAAGCCACUUCCAAGAAUGAGAGAUUUAGGCACAAUUGUUGUUGGCCAGAAAGGUUUUGAUGACAACAAAACCUUGUCACAGUGUGGGUUUACAAUUGGAGAUUUUCUGGAUUUCAUUGCCAUCAUAAGCCCGCAGAGACCUGCACAACGGCGGAUGCGGCCUUAUUAUUCAGAAGCUAAGAAUUUUUAAGACAAUAGGUAAAUUAAUUUCAUCAAAAUACCAAGAGAUACACUUUUGUAGUUAAAUGAGUAAGUUAUAUUCCAGGUUAAAUGUCACAGUAUAGGUUAUUUGCUACAGUAACUUUGGGAUUUAAUGGUGGACCCAGGUCAUUGAACCAGCUUAAAGAUCAGAUGUUUUGAUCUGACUAGAUAAUAUUACUUAUGUGAAAAUAAUCCAGUAUUCUGUUUUUUAUAUUGUAUUUAUAAUGAUUGGUUUGAUUGCAUAUUAUUGUACAGGUAUAUCACUGUUCAUAUAACAGUUGGCCCACAUAAAAAAUCAAUUUAUUUAGUUUCGAAAUUUUUUUUAGUAUUUUAAGGAAUUUUAUACAUUUAAGUAGUAUAUAGUUUUAUGUGCUGUUUCUCUUCUGGAAGAUAUUCAACUUACACUAGUUGUAUGAAUGAAUGUGAUGAGUCUUUUGACUUUGAAAGUUGUUCCCCACCAAUGUUUUUCUUUGCAUUGUCAUGUUAAGAGGAUAUUUUCUUGUGCUGAUCGUUUCUUUAUGGAGAAAAUAUAGAUAGUGUGAAUUCACGGAAUGCAUGGUAUUUGUAACUUUUACCAUAAAUAAGUCCAAGGCU
This is a messenger RNA of Macrobrachium nipponense, 1169 nucleotides long. RefSeq names its product histone deacetylase complex subunit SAP18-like. The transcript has 4 exons. Gene Ontology annotation, cellular component: nucleus. The coding region runs from base 94 to 564 and encodes 156 amino acids. Gene Ontology annotation, molecular function: transcription corepressor activity; transcription factor binding. Gene Ontology annotation, biological process: negative regulation of DNA-templated transcription. The record is from RefSeq and is a predicted model, not a curated record. NCBI's taxonomy places the organism in Eukaryota, Metazoa, Arthropoda, Malacostraca, Decapoda, Palaemonidae.